CGUUCCUCUGUUUAUGUGUGCCAUAGAGCCUCUAGUUGCCAGCGAGUCAUGGCCAUCGUUCCUUGUAAACAUGACGCUUCUUGCUCCUAAACAGUCGAAGCGAGCGAGUUUUACUGUUUAGUUGUGACGGUGCAUAUCUAAUUUGCUGAGUGUUCAGUUUCUGACGACUUUUGAUGUUGUCAAAGGACGCUCUGAAAACUUGAAAAUGGAGGCAAUACCAGCGUUGCGUCCUCCAUCGGGGCUGCUUGACAUGCUAGCUGAGGUAGCAUCUCAAACCCUGCACAGUGAUCCCACUGUUAAGACCUCACCAGCAAAGAAAAAAGCCAUAGAGAGGGCUGUUCGAGAACCGAGGGAAAAGCCAGAAGCUAAAGAAGCACCCCGCCGGAAAGUUGCAAAGUUGUCUGUGCUGCAAAAAGCAGAAAUUGACACAUUAACAUCUGCAAAGCUGCGCUCUAUGUCUGUGUCCCAGCAACUGAGACUUUGUUCAAGGCUUGAUGGCGAUGAAAUGCGACGCACUUUCACCUAUACCUGCCUUUUGGAACCAGAACUGUGCGGUCAAACCUUUUCAAGCUUUGGUAGUGAGGGCCGGGCCAGGCAAAUGAUGCGCACUCAUCUUUUGGAACACCUGAAAAAUCAUGGCCCUGAUGAACCUAUUCAUGUGAGCCGGAGGCGACGAACCACCAAAGUCCAAAACGUCAAAAAGAAACCCAACCCGAAAGUGAAGGUGGAACCUGUUAAAGCAUCACGUCUCCGCUACUCAGAACUGUAUGAUGAAGUAAAUAAUCUACCUGUCAACAAUAAGGAGAACAAAGUUGAAGGCCCAGGAGAGUGGCGAACUGGCAGCGAAAAAUCCCAGCAGAAACUUCAAAGCCUAAACUUGGUCAAAAUUGUUGAUAUUCCGACACCUGCUCAAGCCCAGCCAGCGCAUCAAAUUCAGACUAUUUUACCAGUUCAGCAGGGAUCAGUUGACUCAGAUGAAGAUACGGUGUCCUGUUGCAGCACUGGCAGUCGCUAUGGUGACCUUCCCCCUCCUGGAAGUCCAUCUAGAGGAGAACGUCCGGCUGCUGUUGAUGAUGACUCUAAGGAACAAGAAGGAGAUGGUGACAAAAGUAUCUACACUGAACACAGCUAUACAUCCCGUGGUACAGAGGCCUCUAAUGGUAGCAUCAUCAACAGUGUCUACAACAGUGAUGUUUCCCGCAUUUUCAUCAAGACUGAGCCCGGCUUGGAGUCUCCUUUGGAUUCACCAGAUGUAUUUGUUGAAACCCUGAACAAGCGAAUCUCAUCAGUGGGCCGGGAAAUAGAUGUUCGGACUGAGCCUCCAGUCAAGACCAUCAAAUCAGCUGCCAAUAUUAAGGACAUCCUAAAAUCUAUAAUGUUAGAGCUAACAGAAGAUCUUCCUGUGUUGUGUGACAACCGCCGAGAACCAAUCAACCAUGAACUGAAUGGAAGAGAUACCAGAGAACUUACAUGGGAAACAACUGCUGUGGAAAGAGACGAAUUUCAUCAGCAUAAGAAGCCGAAGGGGAAAGCCAAAUUCAUUGGUCAAUCGAAAGCUGAAAAGGAAAUGGCAAUACGCCUCAUUAAUGCCAUCAAGACUAAGGGCAGUGCAGCUGGCCUUCAAUCACUGGACACCCUGGAGUGCCGCAUUUGCCGGCCUCCCCGAUGCUUUACAGCUCCCACUACUCUGAUGAGCCACUAUCGCAGUCAUGCUGGUAUCAAGCCAUAUGAGUGCCGCAUUUGCAGAGCUGCAUUUACCCGUCAACAUUCUUUGAAUUACCACAUGCUCAUUCAUUCAAAUCAGACCCGCUUUACUUGUCAUGACUGCGGACGCAAAUUUAGGCACCCUUCUCAUUUCAAGGAGCACCGGCGUCGGCACACUGGGGAAUCCCCUUUUGAAUGUUCUGACUGCUUGCUAAGGUUUAAAACUCGUAACACCUACAAGCGCCAUUUGAAAACAAGACAUGGCAAAGUUCUGACUACAUCUGGAGGAUUAAUCAUUCUCUCAGAAGAGGAAUUUAAGCGUGUUCGCACCAUGCCACGUUCUCCUCUCUCUCAUCAAUCCUCUCGCAGUGGAAGUUUGCCUGGCAAAGUGGCCGCUGAUGCUGAAUCAGAUGAAGAAGAGGAAGAAGAAGAUGACUAUUCAUCAAGUGGGGCUGAGGACUUGUCUGACAAGUUGGAAACACGAAUGUCUAUUGGGCAUAACGAAGUAGUUGAAGAAAUUGAAUUGACCCUUGAAAAUUGUGUUCAAGAAGAUGUAUCAGAAUCUGUUGUCACUGAAGAGACUAACGACAGUGCUCUGAAUUUGAAUGACAUUGUGAGAGAGGCAAUUCGCCAGAGUGACAUUUCUUUUGCUGACAAUGAAAGAAAAGCAAACUCUGAUAGCAGUGGAUCUCCAGCUCCUGUAGACUGGAGCACUGAAGAAGUUUCACAACUAGAAGAGACAAAUGAAGGUUCUUAUGCAACUGCUGUUGUUCAAAUCGCCAACACUAAACCUGCUUCCAAAGUUCAAGUGUUGCCUGUAGGUGUUAAGCGUAAUGCUUCACCCGCUGAAGCUUUGCGGAAUGUUCCAACAAAGGCACAGAAGAAAAGUCAAGAAUCUGUUGCGGGCAAUACGGACAAUUUGGCAACAAUUUUGUCUGGUCAGACCAGUAAUGCUGCUAUUCCACAAUCUUUAGCUCUGCUACAGUCUCGUUAUCUAGUAGGCAAGAAGCCAGGCAUCAGUGUCAUUGGCUCCGACUCCCAGCAGGCAACAGUGUUGCUCCUGGCCAAUCAGAACAUGAUGCAGCAUCAGUCAAAAAAUGACCCUAUCAGUCUCAUGCUUGCAUGAAAAAUUCAAGUGUUUGCUUCACCAAGUGCUUAGUCCAACUGCCACUUGUGUGUCCAUUUUGGAGCUGUAUUUAAGAUGGAUGGGGACGUGUGAUGUAUAUUGUGGGCUAGUUAGCACAAGUCUGACAAAUUGUGGAUUUUGGAUGUGAUGCCUUUCUCAAAUUGAGAUAAUCAAUUGCUAAGACUGCUCAGUCACCAGAAGACUGCUUUUUCAUGCCUUUGGGCCCCAAUGAUGCUGCCAGCUAGAUUAUAGCAGUUUUCAUGGACCAAUCAAUAUUCUUGUAUUGGAGCUUCACUAUAGACCUUUUAAAUUUUAGGCUGAUACUCACCUGUAUCCCUUUUUUGUUUCUUUUUGUUCAAAAUAUAGUGUUUUGUACACUAAUGAAGUAGGGCUUAAUGCUACUUCUAAUUAUAAUAUUUUUAUUUUCUGUCAGCAUUAUAACAUGUUCUGUAAUACUAUAUGGGGAGUCAGUAAGUCCACAUUGUUGUUUUGUUCUCUAACCAAUAACAGUUCAUUCACGUGUUAACAUUGUAUAAGGCCUUAUUUUGUAUAGUUGUCAGUUAAAGUUUGUCAAUGCUUUUGUACAAAGGCUCCUAUCUCAACACCAUCUCAAUAUAGAAUUUAUAAGUACUGAGUUAGUAUCAAAGUGUCACCAAAGCAUUGUUGGUGUGAAGUCUUCCAUGGUGACUGUUUUUGCGAUGUUCUUACUGCAUUUCUUUACAUAUCCCUUCCCCUCCCCCCAUUUUUUCGUUUUUGUUAAGAAGCAUCCACAAGAGACUUAAGAGUUGCUUUGUAGACACCUAGUGAGGAUGAAAAUGACCUGUGUGUAUGGACUGUUUUUCUAACUUAAAGCUGCAUUGUAUUGUUUUUGUUUGUCAAUUACUUUUCAUUGCAUGCAUGCUUUGUGCAUUAACAUGAAAAUUUUGUGAUUGAAAGGACUCAGAAAGGAAUGAAUUUUGAAUGAAUAUUUUUAUUAGUGCCCAUUUUGUUUUCUUGUGAAAAGAUAAUUGAGGAAUAACUAUUUUGUAUACAAUGUUUAAACGUAUGAUAAGUAGGCAUUGUUAAACACAUUUCAUAUAUCACUUAGAAAAUGACAUACAACAACUUGUGCUCACAUAUAGCUCAAAAUUUGUGUACUAUCUUGAAAUGGAGACUCAAGAUCCUGUAAUCCUGUACAACUUGCUGUGCAUUUCCAGGUCAUGUUCAUUACCUUCUUAUUUUCUUGUUUAGCAGUGCUGUGGGUUUCAAGUAACUUAUAGAUUUAUUGAAAACUACCGACAAUGGACCACACUAAAAUGAUUCAGACACAGUCUUGUUUGAUACACCACUGUCUUGAACUUGACAACCAAUGUGAACUCUCUGAUUGUGAGCUAUUUAUUUUGAUACGAUUGAGCACAAAUCUGUUUGUGAUAAAGGUGCCUUUGUAAUUUCGGUCUUUUUAUACUGAUUUUUCAGGAUUUGUGCCCACAGAGAUUGUUAGAUGUGCCAGUUUGAAUAUUAACUUCUGGUCCUUGAGAGCAAUAAUUUUUUCAACGAGUCUAAUAAUUGUAGUUUUUGUCACUUCUUGUUCUCUCAACCUAUUUCAAAGAGCCGUGUUCUAAUGUGAGUAUGUUAAAUGUGACUUAAUAUAUGAUUGGUAUCAGCUUUGAUGUAGAUGCUAGUUUGUAAUAUGCACUUUUUGUACCUUCAAAAUCUUUAUUGCCAAUUUAUAUGGUACCAUUGGUUUGUUGACAAUUGGCUAUGCAAUAGAGUAUUCCACUUAAAACUUGAGUAAUGUUUGCAAAUUGGGGAAGGGCAUCAUUCUGUGAUUGUUUAUUAGAGUAUGAGUGGUUUGUCCAAAACAAAUGUCCUGCAGUAGUGUCAGAUCCAAGUUGGUAAGAACAGUAUACAUAGCUUGUACAUUUUCUGCCAAGUUACUAAUUAUGGCAAUCUAGUUUUUACAGUUGUGUGUAUUCUGUCAGUCACUUGCUUGGGUUUGCAAUUUCGCUUUAGAUUGAUGUUGAUAUGACAUGUUAGGAAAUGGUUUUCAAGCAACGCUCUUAUCAAUGCAAUCUUCACCGAAAUUUAUCAUAGCAAGUUACACUUGCGAGAGAUGCAAGACUGAACUGAUUGGAUUAGAUUAGAUGUCAGAGUGCCUAAUGACAUGUAACAUCUAAGUAAUGGGCUAAUGUUUAAGAGACAGCCCCCUUGCUGUAUCAGUACCUUCAUUUUUGUUAAUUUGCACUGUAACUUCUUAUAGUCCUAAUUAUUUGUUACUAAGUUAAGAAGUGUCUGCAGACAUUUCUAAUAUAUUAAGUGUAAUGGCACUCCUUUAUUUAAACAGCUUCUUAGGUUUGUUUCAACUUUACAGCAGCAAAGUUAGCUCAAGGCUUGGAUUUCAUUAAAAUUUAUUUCUUUGUUUGGGUUAUUUUCGUUUGGGUCUCUGUGUGUGUGUGGGUUUUGUUUUUCACUGGUAUUUGCCAAAAUUCUGUGACCUUCAGAUACUUUUUAUACCAAGCGUACCUGACCAAAUAGUGUGAAUACAUAAUUAGCUCUUGGCUGAAUGAAACUUCAAUUCUAAACAGGACUCAAGCUAUUUGCUAAAGUGAUAACAAAAUUUUGCUCAUGUAUGUUAAAUUUGUCAGUUAGUGAAGUAGUAAGGAGAAGCACAUGCCUUCAUGUGGAUAUUCCAAGUGAUUAUGAAUGAAAAUCUUAUGUUGUAGUUUUCCUAGCUUCUUAACAACAGACACAGUAUUUAUAAUCAACUAAACCCCUUGAUGGGCUGUAGUACAUUUUACACUCUGAACUGCUGAAAGGUUGGAAACAAAUUUCUGUGAUCAAGUAUAUAAGGUUUUUAUUUUUUCCUUUUUCUUUAUAAGGUCAAAUCUUAAGGUCAGCAUGCCCAGCGAAGUACUGCUUAAUUGAUGCAAACCUUUCCUUUUGUAUUCUUUCGACUGCCAUUGGUCUGCAAGGUUUGCAUUAAUCAGUCUUCUAUUUUUGGUGUUCCAGCCAAGUUCACAAGACAGUCACCUUAUUGGUGUCACACAACUGACAUGCUCAGGGCUUUGCUAAAUCCUCAGCAUGACAGUUGUGUGACUUACAUUAAGAAUUACUUUAAAUGUGUCUUUGCCUAUUUAUGCAGAACAUUCUUGUGUAAUAUUUAUGGCAAUGCCACCCUUCGGGGCUGUGUAUAAAAUUUAUUACUAACUAAACUUUGGUAGUUCCUUCUAAUGUUAAAUUGUUACUCUCAUUCAUGGGGAUGCUUAAAAAUACUCUUAGGAUUAUUGAGGUGCUAUGUUCAAGUAAUCUUUCUGCAAUGAAGAAUUCAAUGGUUUCUAAGAAUGUUGGCUUUAAUCUUUUUGUUUCAUUUAAACGAACAUUAUUUUCUUUUGGCACCUGGGAGUGUGAGAUGUGUGCAUCACAAUGUAAAUGCUUUCUUUUAUUUACCCUUAUUAACAUUACCCAUGUUAAUUUCUUUUUGAACACUUCCUUCUUUUUCUGUUUCCCCAACUUCUUGUUCAGCUACUUGCUGGUUAGAUUUGCUGAAUUACAUUUAAUUGUGAAUAUUUACUUAUGUAUAUACUACUUGUCUAUUGCUGAGAUGUAAGUGAUGUCUUCCACUUGCUGAAUCUUACUACCUUGCCAUAUCUGUUUGGUUGCUUUGGUAUUGAUGUUUUCAUGUUGUUUCAUUUUUUGAUUUUCUGCUCGUUCAGUAUGUUUUCUUCAAUCAUUAUCCCCUAAUGGUGGGUAGGUUUUCUUGUUGCUUUAUUUAUAAUCUUAAAUAAGAGGAUUGUUGCUUACAGCUAUUAUAGGCUGUCUUCUAAUUCCUCUACUGCUUACUCAACACUUGGGCUGAGCAUGGAAGGUCAUGACAUUCCUUUAAUCAUUUAAAAUUUCCAUUUAUAAUUGUAAUUGUAGUCUUAAGUUACUGAAUUAAUGCUGCAACUUGUAGCUCUUUGAUCUGGAGGAUGGUUUGACAUGGAGAAAAUACUUGCAAACAUUAGAUUAGUUGAUCACAUACAGAGCAUGUCCAAUACGCAGUAAGUUGUAGCCAUCUCUUUCCUCUAAUUGUAAAAAAAAAAUUGUUUACUUUUUAUCCUGUUUGCAUGUUUACUGGAGAACCAGAGAUGGCCUUAUGCUUUCUGUAGGCCUCUGUCCAAUAAUUUAUGUGAUACAUCAUGUCUGAAAUUCUGGGUUCAACAUUCAAUUUAAACAGUCUGACACACUCUGAAGUAACUCCAAAUUUAUUAUUAUUAUUCAACUUAGUAAUUUCUACUCAAAAUGGGAUGUCAUGUUUAUGCUGUGGUGGGGUCCGACUCGUGUAACAUAAAUCAAAAAUAGUUUUGGCAAUACUCUAAAUGUUUCUUAUUAUUUUAGAAUUACUUAUUUUGAUAUUGUGCCAUGUACAGCCUUACCUCAGUUGUUGUCUUCAUUUGAGAAUGUCCCUCCUUAACUUACAAACUAAACUGACCUGUUGAUUUGCAAGUAUAUUUUUUCAUACCUAAUCUAUUGCGGAUUGCCAGUGGACGAUUGUGUAUAAUUUAUUACCUUAUUACCUUAUUAAGUUGAACCCAUACCCAUAGUACUACAGUAUUUCCACUAUUGUAUUUUUUAUUUUUUGUAACAUGAAAACUAAGAAUAAAUUUGUACUUCUUUACAAUGAUA
This is a messenger RNA of Thrips palmi, 7474 nucleotides long. RefSeq lists its product as uncharacterized. Lineage: Eukaryota; Metazoa; Arthropoda; Insecta; Thysanoptera; Thripidae. Gene Ontology annotation, biological process: regulation of transcription by RNA polymerase II. The record is from RefSeq and is a predicted model, not a curated record. Gene Ontology annotation, molecular function: DNA-binding transcription factor activity; RNA polymerase II cis-regulatory region sequence-specific DNA binding. Bases 206 to 2830 code for a protein of 874 amino acids. The transcript is spliced from 11 exons.